AUGAGCAACCUGCCUGAAGUCCAACGCUACCGGAAACUUGUUGAGAUGCCUGGUAAAACACCAUCCGCUGGAUCCAAGACAGGGGAGUACAACAAAGGCCAGUCGGCCCCCCUAUCGCUAUCCAUGAUGGUCGCACUGCGGCUCAUUCUACAAUUGCGCCGCUUCUUGAAAUCUUCCACCGCGUCUUUGGACAUCAAAGACGUCCAAGAGCUGGACAAAUAUACGGCGAAGAUAACGCCGGGAAACGAAACAUAUCGAAACGCCCGUAUUCGCAGGAUUUUGGCCAGGCUUCCAGGUGACAUGCACGAAGAAGCCAACGACGACAUGGCCAAGUCAGAUGGUGUGUUUGCCAUCGUAAUCGACGAUGUGCGUAUUCCUAUUGCAAUCAUGGAGCUCAAGAAAGAACUGGGCAAUGGUGGGUGUGAUCCUAGCUCUCAGGCUGGCCUUUCUAUGAGGCGAGCGUGGAUUCAAACUGACGUGGGCACCUCUUCCACUUUUAUCUUCUUUCGCAGCUUUCUGACCAGCAUGCCCUUCGAGCAGAGAGCGGCUAUUCGAGACAAAUGCUGUUGCCCUACCUUUCUGUUGGCCGGCGGUGGUGCUUGGCUGUCCGUAAUGGGCGCCGUGCUCACGGACAAGGUCGUGGUUCAACGACUUACGGACAUGAUGUGGCUAGCCGAGUCAUCCACCGAGGAGGCGAGUCGUGUCUACAACGCCGCGCGGGUCUUGUCUGCCUUACGCGUAUGCCUCAAGACGUUAUCUAACUACUACCAGGGGCUUCACCAGUCCGACAUCCCUCCUGUUACCAAUACUGCACCCCAUCCACGUUUCUAUUCCUAUCCCGCUUUGUUUACUGAUGGCGAAACAGCACGGGUCAUCAGGUUCCAGUUUCUCAGAGCAAUGGAAGAGGACGAUGAUACUUGCGUCAUGUUCCAAGCAAAGAUUCUCGACGAUCCCUCAGAUCUCAUUAUUGUCAAGUUUGUUUCAAGAUAUGGCACGGAUGUGCACAGAUUCCGACUAGCAGAGAAAGGGUAUGCCCCUCGUCUUCGAUACCAUGAUGCCCUUCGUCACAGCAAGCCCCUGGCUGUAUCGCCUGCUGUAAAGAAGGCCCCUGCAGGUCUCUUCCUUGAAACUGUGAAGAUGGUUGCGAUGGACUAUGUGAUGCCAGCUGAGUCACGUCCACUCGAUGCCCACCCGCAGCUGCGGCAAGCCUUUCCAUCCUUGAUCCAGCGGGCUACGUGUUUGGCGACCUCCGCUGGCAGAACGUACUCUACAAUUCUCGGGAUAAUAAGGUCAAGCUCGUUAACUUUAACUGGACUGGCCGGUAUGACAUGCAAGUUCGGGACGAUUCGGGAGUACCUCCAGACAUUCAAGAGCCAAUGCCAGUGA
This is a messenger RNA of Cyclocybe aegerita, 1386 nucleotides long. The record is from the annotation of a GenBank genome assembly. NCBI's taxonomy places the organism in Eukaryota, Fungi, Basidiomycota, Agaricomycetes, Agaricales, Hemipholiotaceae.